This is a messenger RNA of Blastocystis hominis, 387 nucleotides long. RefSeq lists its product as hypothetical. Gene Ontology annotation, cellular component: endoplasmic reticulum. NCBI's taxonomy places the organism in Eukaryota, Bigyra, Opalinata, Blastocystidae. The transcript is spliced from 2 exons. The record is from RefSeq and is a predicted model, not a curated record. The coding region runs from base 1 to 387 and encodes 128 amino acids.
AUGAGCGCUGGAAAGUAUUUUGGUGAGGACUACAACUGGAAGCCGUUUAAGGAAGGACUGCAGGAAAUCUGCGAGACGAAAAAGCCUGGCAUCAUCUUAAUCGGGAAAGAAUGGUGCGAGUCCUGCAAAAAGACGGGUGUGAAAUUUCAGAAUGAUAAAGAGCUUCUGGAGUUAAGUCGCAAUUUCGUCAUGAUCUCAUGCUACGAUAACGAGGAACCCGACUAUGAUGAAUUUCGACCUGAUGGUAUUUAUUAUCCUCGAUUCUUUUUUGUUAAUCGUGAUGGAGUUAUUGAUUACAGCAUUGCAAGUCGAAAGGAAGGCGAGCUCUAUCGUUAUUUCUACACUUCUGUCGACACGUUCAAGGAACAAAUGAGAAAGCUUCUGUAG